Molecule: messenger RNA, 4900 nt
Organism: Mustela erminea (ermine)
Lineage: Eukaryota; Metazoa; Chordata; Mammalia; Carnivora; Mustelidae
Gene: EPB41L4B
Product: erythrocyte membrane protein band 4.1 like 4B
Exons: 24
Coding region: 608-3118 (836 amino acids)
Cellular component (GO): cytoskeleton
Molecular function (GO): cytoskeletal protein binding
Source: RefSeq, a predicted model, not a curated record
CCCGAGGGAGGAGGGCGUGCUGCAGUCCCGGCGGCGGCGGCGGCGGCUGGAGGUGCAGCCUCCCAGGUGGGAGGCGGGGGCUGCGGGCGCAGGAAAAGGCGCCUCAGGAGCCAGCGCUCGGCGGGGCCUCCUCCGGCCCCGGGCGCGGCGCGGCGAGUGGGAGCGAGCGCGCCGGGAGCACGCAGGCGCCCUGCUCGGCUGGCCCUCGGCCGGCGCGCGGCGCGGGAGCAGCCCGCAGCCCGCGCCCCGCGCCCCCCGCAGCUCCGGGGCCGCCCGCGGCCGGCCGUCGGGAGCGGCCCCUCAGCAGCAAGCUCGGGCCGCCGGCCCGGGAGAGCGCGCGGCGGCGGCGGCGGCGGCGGGACGGCCCCGGGGCCGCCCCGAGCGCGCCCUCCCGCCCGCGGCCACUCGCGGCCGGCGCUGGCCGGGCCGGCGCGCCCCGCAGGCAGCCGGAGCGCGGCCUCGGCCUCGGCGGGAGCGAGCCCCGGGCCGCAGGCGUUGGGAGGCGGCGCAGGCGGCCGCGGGCACUGACGGCGUCGCGGGGCGCUCCCAGGCGGCGGCGCAGCGGCGGCGGCGCAGGGGGCGGAGGCAGGGGGCGCCCCCAGCCAGGAUGCUGCGGUUCCUGCGCCGGACCUUUGGCCGCCGCUCCAUGCAGCGCUACGCGCGGGGCGCGGCGGGGCGCGGGGCUGCGGGGCUGGGGGACGAGCGCGACGGGGGGCCGCGGGGGGGCCCGGCCGCUGCCGCCGCCUCCUCGACGCUGCCCGCCGCGCCCGGGGGCAGCGUGUUCCCGGCCGGCGGCGGGCCCCUGCUCACCGGCGGCGCGGCCGUGCACAUCUCCGCCGCCGGCGCUGCCAAGGCCACCCUGUACUGCCGCGUCUUCCUGCUCGACGGGACCGAAGUGAGCGUGGACCUGCCGAAACAUGCCAAAGGCCAGGAUCUGUUCGAUCAGAUCGUGUACCACUUGGACCUCGUGGAAACAGAUUACUUCGGCCUCCAGUUCCUCGAUUCUUCCCAGGUUACUCACUGGCUGGAUCAUUCCAAACCCAUAAAAAAGCAGAUGAAAAUUGGACCUUCUUAUGCUUUGCACUUUCGAGUUAAAUAUUACUCUUCGGAACCAAACAACCUUCGUGAAGAGUUUACAAGGUACCUGUUUGUUUUACAACUCAGGCAUGACAUUCUUUCAGGAAAAUUGAAAUGCCCCUAUGAAACGGCUGUGGAAUUAGCUGCUCUCUGUCUACAAGCGGAGCUGGGGGAGUGCGAGCUUCCAGAACACACACCAGAGCUUGUGUCUGAGUUUCGGUUCAUUCCAAAUCAGACAGAAGCGAUGGAAUUUGAUAUCUUCCAGAGAUGGAAAGAGUGCAGGGGAAAGAGCCCUGCCCAGGCGGAGCUGUCCUAUCUGAAUAAAGCGAAGUGGCUGGAAAUGUAUGGGGUAGACAUGCACGUUGUCAGGGGAAGAGAUGGCUGUGAAUAUUCUCUUGGACUGACCCCGACAGGCAUAUUAAUCUUUGAAGGAGCUAACAAAAUAGGCUUAUUCUUUUGGCCUAAAAUUACCAAAAUGGAUUUUAAAAAGAGCAAAUUGACGCUGGUGGUGGUGGAGGACGAUGACCAGGGCCGGGAGCAGGAGCACACGUUCGUGUUCCGGCUGGACAGCGCCCGGACCUGCAAGCACCUCUGGAAAUGCGCCGUGGAGCAUCACUCCUUCUUCCGCCUGCGCACGCCGGGGAACAGCAAAUCCAACAGAUCAGACUUCAUCCGGCUGGGGUCCCGCUUCAGAUUCAGCGGGCGGACAGAGUAUCAAGCCACACAUGGCUCCAGGUUACGAAGAACCAGCACCUUCGAGCGGAAGCCUAGUAAACGCUAUCCAUCCCGGAGACAUUCAACGUUCAAAGCAACCAACCCGGUGAUAGCAGCUCAGUUCUGCUCUAAAACAAAUCCCGAAGUCCAUAAUUACCAGCCUCAGUACCAUCCCACCAUCCACCCCAGCCAGCCUCGGUGGCACCCUCACUCUCCAAAUGUAAGCUACCCGCUCCCUUCCCCAGGGCUCAGCAGCUCGGACCGGCUGCCUUUCGGCGUUGAGGAGAACGGGGGACCCAGCCGAGCCUCAGCCAGGCACCAUCACCAUCACCACCAGCACCAGCACCAGCACCACCCGAACUAUGGCCUCUCGCUGACUCUGGAGAACAAGGAGGGGCCUUCCAGGUCUCCAAACUCCAGCAGUAAAUCCCUAACAAAACUGAGUCCAGGACCGCCUGCCCUGUUCAGCGAAGCUGCCGCCCAUCUAAAGAAGCUGGAACUGGAGACCGUGAAGGCCCCCGGACCCUGGCCUGCUCUGCACAUCAACAUAAACAAGGCUGAAGAGAAAAAAGUAUCCGAGAAGACCCUUCAGACCCCGCUUCUGCCUUCCCCCGUCGCCGACCACGUGAAGUGUAACAUUUUGAAAGCCCAGCUGGAGAACGCAUCCCGAGUGAGUGCCCAGGUUGGAAAAGAGGAAUCAACGUUUGUAAAUAUCAAUAAGAAAUCCAGUCUUCAGGAUGCUAAUGUAAGAAGUCCUAUUCCUAUACGUGUGGAAACUACCCAGCCAGUAUUAGAAAAGCCGGAAAUCAAGCCUCCCCGAGUGAGGAAGUUAACAAGACAAUACAGUUUUAACCACAGUGAUGAAGACGACCUCCCUCCUGACCUGGCCGAGGCAGUAGGAGCGCCCACCGCCACAGCCACAAACACCACCGCGGCCACCACGCAAGUCUCCGUGCCACUGGUGUCCCCCAAGGGCCACAAACUCAGCUCACCUCAGAAUUCAGAAAGCAAGGGCCAGCUGUCCCCAGGGGCCAAGAGUCCCUCUGACCGAGGAGGUGCCUUUACCUUGGAGCCAGGCGAUCUCCUGAUGGACUUCACGGAAGCUACUCCUCUGGCAGAGCCCGCCAGCGCCCCCCACUGUGCCCACUCUCGCUGUUCUCCUCCACUCUCUCCCCCCAUGAAGGAAGAGACCACUGGAGUUUGCAUGCACCCUCCAAUCAAAACGAGGCUGAGCGAAAUCACAGUGUCCGUAUCGUCUCUCGUUUUUCCUCUCUUCGCUGAGUGUUGGAUUGUUUCUAUCUUGUUCUCAUCACCACAUUGUAUAUGACUGUUGCCUUCCAUCCAGUGCGUGGUCUCCCAUUGAUGGACACAUUCUUCCAGCAGGAUGCGUGCUUGGUUUCCAGCGUGUCACUAUUCAAGGGGACACAUAGCUUUUGUGGCGGGUAUUUUAUUUUCUUAGGCUAGACCCUGCUGGGUACAAGGUUGUGACUUUGGCUUUGCUCCCUUUCUAAAGCGGUUACGCCCAGGGGCAGCAGCAGAAGACUGACCAUGCUUUGCCACCGCCGAGCAACUCAGAGUGUAAUUUUGGGGAUAGAUUUUUGUCUUAUUUAGAGAAAAUACAGGAUAAUUCAUGGAAGCUGCCAAUGUUCACCUUUCUUUAAUAGCAGUAAUAAACCGCUUUUCCCUUUUACUUCAUGGUGGUCUGAGAGUCUUAUCUGACUGUGACUUUUCACUUUGCUCUUGGUCUCGGCACACACGCUGAACUGUUAGGCCCCGCGAGGAGAAGGCACCACAGGCUUCCCCUGGGUCCUCCCACUGUGUGGCAGGCAGCCGCCAGCAGCAGUCUGAGCUGCCACAAGGCAUUCAGGGUCCCAUUCUGGGGAUUCAGAGAUGUUUAAAGAGAGUUUGGGGAAGAGGAGCAGGCGUGGGCUGGGAAUCUCCGUGCACAUUGUAGAGACACUGUCCUUCUCAGAUUGGUUGGGAACUACUCCACCCAUUCCGAAAAGCCAGAUUUGGGUCUGUUCUGAUAUGCUCUCGCUCACCCCUACCUUAGCGCAACCACCCCCCCACCCCACCCCCCACCCCCGUUUAGAGUGAGUCCAGAGCAUCAGAUAACUACUCCAGGGUCCAUAGACAAGUCCCUGGGAGAGACUGCCCCUACCCAGGGUCUGCGGUGGCCUCAGUGUCCGGGCUGCCGCCCUCUGGUGGCAGGUGGCGAGAGUGCAUUCCCCAGCGGGUGGGAGGGCCGUUUCUGCGCCCUGGGGGCUGCAGGCAAAGCUAGUAGCAGAGUCCUUACGCUCCUGGGCCUCCUGGCAGUCCUCUAGGCUGCUGUAAAGACAAAAGCACACUCCACAUUCCCCAAGGCCUCUAUGGGGACAAAGACAAAUUGACCAAAGAGAAAGAAACAGAAGCAAAAUCUCCUUUCGGCCCUCCACCACUAGCUGAUCAGGUCAUUCGCUCACACUCCUUCAGACCAGCCCUGGGCAGCAGCCGCCCUAGCACUGGGCCCAUCUGAUCACAGUGCCCUGUGUCCCCAAGGCCAUGGUGGCGGGAUGCUUACAUGCUUACAGAGCCUGGCCCAAGGUUCUCCUCUGUGGCCGACGAUUUACAGGGAGUCCAACAACUGAGGGGAAGAGACAGGAAGCAGUUUGUGGCCUAAUUAGUGCAGGCUGCCUCCUGGUACUCCGUCCACCGUCGUAGAACGUGUCCCAGGAUGUGACCUGUCAGCAGCCUCUAGGGCAUGCCCCCCCAGCCAUGGGGAAGCCAACAGCAGCCACCGAGGCAGCUCUGGCCUGUCUCACUACACACCCUGAUCGAGGCCUUGUAUGGAUCAGGCCAUGCAUAGGGCCCAGCAUGCCUAGGAGGCCCACACAGCCUCCAGGAAAAGGAGUUCCGGGCCAGGUGAGCAUGGCGUGCCCUACAAACCUGAGACUGCAGCCUGUCCUCCCUGCUGGGUCCCUGGGCGCAGACACGACCACUGGCCAAGGGGCUGCAGGGACCAUCUAUACGUUUCCCUGCAAACAAUGAGGGCUCUGCGUGUGUUCCCCUGAACCCAUCACUUCGGUGUUAAAAGUGCCAAAGAUUUCAAACCUCUGUUUUCUAAUCUGAA